This is a messenger RNA of Meira miltonrushii, 1459 nucleotides long. RefSeq lists its product as uncharacterized. Lineage: Eukaryota; Fungi; Basidiomycota; Exobasidiomycetes; Exobasidiales; Brachybasidiaceae. The transcript has a single exon. The coding region runs from base 21 to 1082 and encodes 353 amino acids. Gene Ontology annotation, cellular component: peroxisomal importomer complex; peroxisomal membrane. The record is from RefSeq and is a predicted model, not a curated record. Gene Ontology annotation, molecular function: signaling receptor binding. Gene Ontology annotation, biological process: protein import into peroxisome matrix, docking.
CCCACGAUCUACCUCCAAAGAUGUCGUCAUCCGAACUAUCUCCUCGUCAUGUUCGACCUGAUAUGGUUCAAUCUGCAGUUUCAUUCUUGAAAGAUGCAAAAGUACAACAAUCAACAGUUUCACAAAGGGUAUCUUUUUUGGAAAGUAAAGGUUUAAGUCCGGAUGAAAUUGAUGAGGCAUUAAGACAAACUGGUGCAAGUGGUGCAAUCACUGCCGGACAAGCAGCUCAAGCAGGUCCAAGUCAUUCUGUUUACCCUCAACAGCAGCAGCAGUAUGGUGCCCCUGCUAUGUACUAUCAAAACGGAUAUGGUCAAGCACAAAUGCCACCUCAAUCUCGCGAUCGUGAUUGGAGAGAUUGGUUCAUCAUGGCUGUUGUUUCGGGAACGGUAGGCUAUGGAGUGAUUGCAUUAGCACGGAAAUAUCUCUUUCCCCAUCUACAACCUCCCAACCAACAUAUCCUGGAAGAGGAUCGAGAUGCAUUGACGGCAAAAUACGAUGAAGUUGCAGCCCAAUUGGCCGCUUUGGAUGCAGAAACAAAAGCAGUAAAAGCAGGAGUUGAAGAACAAAAAGAAGCAAUCGAAAAGAGUAUACAAGAAGUAGAAGAUACCGUUAAAGCACUACGCGAGGCUGAUAAGAGACGUGCGGAUGAUAUGGAUACGGUAAAGAGUGAAGUGGAUGCAAUGAAGGAUUCAUUGGCAAGAAUGUUCGAAAAGACAAAAGAAGCCCAAACAGCAAGCUUGUCUGAAUUGCAAACCGAGUUGAAGUCUUUGAAGAGCUUAUUGGUCUCUCGUAACUCUGCCGCACCUCAAGCAGGUUUGACUUCAAGUGUUUCUGCAGGUGGAUUGGCAGGCAGACCAUAUUCCCCAUUCGGUGCUCCCGUCACUGCCAACACCGGUGAUGCAUCCCCUGCUUUCACCAAUACAUCUUCUCCUCGUCCUUCUAUUCCCGCUUGGCAAUUGGCUGAUUCGUCAAAUAGUUCUGCCGCAACCAAGAGUGCACCAGCUGAUGAACCCACUGGAACAUCAGCUGUCCAAGCUGGAUCGGAACAUGCUAAAGAAUCCGCAUCCUCUAUUUCGAGUUAGUUGAAAGCGAUCGUGAUGAUUUUGAAACCUUUUGUGUAUUGUUUAUCUGUGAUUAAUAGGAAUGCAAAAAUAUCUGAUUAAAAGUUUAGAUGGGGAAAAGGUGCAAAGGAUGAGGUAGAAGAGGAUGGUAAAGAGAAAAAGGGAAGAAAGACAAAAACAGUCGAAGCAGGAAAGGUGAUCAAGGAUGAUUCCAUACAGGGUGAGUAUAUAAAGCACGCAUACAUUCAAAACUUUGAAGGUAUUCAUCAACAUCUUUCUCUAGCAACUGAAAAGCCAACUUUAUACCCCAACCCUACGCCGAACACAAGCACGACAUCAUCCAAAUCAAAUCGAAAGUCAAAGACUACCAACGCAUAGCCUACACCAAAUCAAAAAAC